Messenger RNA from Oryzias latipes (Japanese medaka), 1095 nucleotides. The record is from RefSeq and is a predicted model, not a curated record. NCBI's taxonomy places the organism in Eukaryota, Metazoa, Chordata, Actinopteri, Beloniformes, Adrianichthyidae.
CAGUUUUAGCUGCUCUGAUCAAAUCUUCUUGGUUCUUGACUGCUCAGAGUGUUUUUUACAUUUAUUUUAAAGAACUGCUGCAACUUUCAACACGCAAAGAGACAUGAGGGCAUCUUCAUUGUCGUUCGUUUUCCUGGCUCUCCUCCUGUCGAUGUCCCCCGUUUUGUCAUGUCGUAUUGGAAACAGCAGCGAGUGUGAUUCCGCCAGUUUUGUACCAGGCCACAAUCUGGUGGGAGAAGGCUUCGACGUGGUACAGCUGCAACGAAAAGAAGCUCAUGUGAUCGAUGUGAACAAAGUGGGCAAAAAACUUGCUACCAACUGCUGCCCCAUGCGGGCCAGGAGAGGAACCUUGCAGGUGACCAUCAUCCGAGGAUGGAACUUGAAAGGGGAUUUAAUCGGAAGGACCGAAAGCUAUGCCAAGAUGUGGUUUGGUUCCCACUAUCGCAGGACUCGCACGAUCCGCUCAAAUGAUCCACGUUGGAACGCUUACUACAAUUUGGGCAAGGUGGACACAAAUCCUGGUUUAAAGGUUGAGGUCUGGGAUAAAGACGUGAAACAUGAUGACCUCCUGGGAUCAUGUGUGAGGUCUGUGUUUAGGGGCACACGCAGAUUCACCUGCCCAGCUAAAAAGGGUGGCUUUGAGGUCCAGUACACUCUGACCUGUGACCCUCAUCUGACUGGAGACAAGUGUGAACGUUACAAACCAUCUCCAAAGUAACACGUUUCCCCAGCUUUCUCUGAUUUGAUCAAAUGUCAUAACUGCUUAUGUUUUUGUCCUACAUGAUAGAUUUUUGUUAAAAAGAAAUCUGACUGUCCUUUUGAUCAAAAACCUGACUGCAAUAUUUAAAAAUGGCACUGAAAAAGUCAAUGUUAUAUAAAAGUAAUUAGAAUAAUUUUCAAUCAUUUCUAUGUUGCCACCGUAACCCCACUUCCUGAUCACAUGUAAACAAAAUGUAUUAUUUGACUCAUCUUACGUUCAACUAUAAAUGUCAAAGAUGAAUAACAUAGAUCAACUUCUAAAGAAACUGUUAUUUCUGUAGUUUUAUUGACUAAACUUGUAUUGAACAUUAAAAGAUGUUACAAAAGAAUACAAAA